Messenger RNA from Penicillium coprophilum, 519 nucleotides. Its product is annotated as ankyrin repeat domain-containing protein. Gene Ontology annotation, cellular component: nucleus; cytoplasm. The transcript has a single exon. Gene Ontology annotation, molecular function: protein binding. Lineage: Eukaryota; Fungi; Ascomycota; Eurotiomycetes; Eurotiales; Aspergillaceae. The record is from RefSeq and is a predicted model, not a curated record. Bases 1 to 519 code for a protein of 172 amino acids.
AUGUCAGAGGAGCUGCGACAGCACUAUACAUGGGCACCGGACUUGCCAACGUCGACCCAUGGCGAGCAAAUGACGCAGCUACCAGGUCAAUCCGGCAUGGAGCCAGCACCAUUCUACUCCCUUCCUCCCCCACAGUCUCUCCCAUCCCGAUGUGCUUCCCUCCCGUCACCUAGUGAUCCCAGGACGCAGACCAAGGAGCAUUCUCAAGACUGGCACCUGCCUCUGCAUAUAGCAGUGGAACAAGGGCACGAAUUAAUCAUUCGCGAGCUUCUGCGAGCCUCGGUGGGCAUCAAUGAGAGCGACAGCGCGGGUCGGACUGCAGUUCACAUAGCCGUUCACCAAAAGCAAGAAGGCAUACUAAGAAUCCUGCUGGAACAUGGUCCUGAUGUCAAUGCGGUAGAUAAAAUGGGCUGGACUCCUGUUCAUCACGCGGCUCAAAAUGGCUUUACGUCGGGACUGAAGCUUUUACUUGAACACGGGAGCAAUCUGGCAUUGCGAGCACCAAAAAGAUCCCCGUGA